Messenger RNA from Camarhynchus parvulus, 3214 nucleotides. RefSeq names its product cilia and flagella associated protein 206 (gene CFAP206). Gene Ontology annotation, biological process: sperm axoneme assembly; regulation of cilium beat frequency; regulation of flagellated sperm motility. Gene Ontology annotation, cellular component: ciliary basal body; axoneme. The transcript is spliced from 12 exons. Bases 105 to 1970 code for a protein of 621 amino acids. The record is from RefSeq and is a predicted model, not a curated record. NCBI's taxonomy places the organism in Eukaryota, Metazoa, Chordata, Aves, Passeriformes, Thraupidae.
GCUUCGGCGCCGGGACAGGCUGCUCAGCAAGCGGCGGACUCGGGCCGGGAGGGACCCUCGCUGAAGUGAAUGUAAGCCGGUUAAGGCCGGCGUGCUUGGCCAGCAUGUCCGGCGAGCUGACCCAAAGUGUCCUCAAGAGAAUAAUCCGCCAGGUGGGCCUGGAGUGCGCUGCCCAGGGACAAAGCCUCUCGGAAACCUUGGUGGCCUUCAUGGUGAAAGCUGUUGUGUUAGAUCCAAGAAAUGAUUUUAAUAUGGAUCGAACCCUUACAGAAAACGAUAUGCAGGAUCUUAUCCAGCUCUGUGUUACCAGACUGCUUGACACAACAAACCCAUCCCUAAGCACAAUUAAGAUGCAAGUUUACUUUGAUAUGAACUAUGCAAACCGAGAUGAAUUACUGAGUGAGCAGGAGCGUGUUCUGGAAGGAAAACUGGCUCCUGUAGUUAGAACCAUCAUUGAGAGUGGUCCACAUACGCAAGAAGAAAUGGAGAAUGUAUAUCAAAAGAUUGUUGCCUGUGUGCUGCUGAGAUCUGGCCUGGGAUCCCCAACAGAUAUUGAGGCUGUCAGGGAGGUAACAGCUGCCUUGCAGAGUAUAUUCCCCCAGACAGAAAUGAUUACUUUCAUCUCACUCAGUAAGAAGGACAAAGAACAACAGCUGAAAGAUCUUGCCAUGCUAGUGACAGGAAUUCGUUUGUACAACAAGCAGUGCCAGAAAGGAGGAAGCUGCAUUGAUGACUUGCCAGGCAUCCUGAGCGAAGCUAUUCCCUCGGCUACACGGACUCUGGAUGAGCAUCUGAACUCCUGCCAGCUGCUGGCCCACCGCUACACAGCCCUGCUGGAGGCCAUGCAACAGGACCCCCAGAGGUUCUCCCACCUUAGGUUUCUUAAAUUAAAAGAAGCACUGUUCAAUGUGAGACAGUACGAAGCCUUCCUUUGCAUCCUUCAGUCUAAUGCAAUUACAAGUGCUCAAGAAGUUGAAUCGUUGGAUGUUCAGUUUGAAGCAGCAAUGAUGUUAUUGAAAAACACAGUGCAGGAUAGGACUUCCAUAGAGUCCAGAGAAGUUUUUCCUCUGUUUAUGGAACUUUCUAAGCUUUGGACCGGCUUUCAGGAUGAAAUGCUACUGCUAAGCUUCCUCACAAAUAUGGCUGACAAUCUGCAACAAUUCUUGGAAAUCCAGUCACAGCUUUUUCCAGAGGAAAUGCUAACAUCUCUUCUGGAAGGAGUGACUGUGAAAAGUGAUGAGGAAAGGAUAAAAGAAACCAUGGAAACCAGAGUGAAUGUUUCUGAUUUCACGAACCAAGAAUGGCUUUUUCCAGAGACUACUGAUAACUUUGAUCAGUUGCUGAUCCAGUACCAUGGUUUCUGUGCACAUUCAAUUGGUGUGAAAGGUAUCACCGUACCAGGAAAUCCUGCUAUUGGAAUUUUGAAGCACAAGGAGAAAUACUAUGUAUUCAGUUCAAAAGAAGAUGCAUACAUUUUUGCUGAAGAUCCAGAUAAGUUCAUUCAAUUGAAUAUAGAAAAAGCAAAAAAAUAUGCAGAGCUAAUUCAACUGCUUGAGCUCCAUCAUCAGUUUGAAUACCUUGUUCCACAUACACAGGCCAGAAAGGCAAGCAAAGGUUCGAUGAAACCACCCCUAAAACGUGAGAGUGGUACUCAAACUGAUACUCAUAUCUUGCCUCCAACUAUUGUGAGAUCCUAUGAAUGGAAUGAAUGGGAACUGAGAAGAAAAGCUAUAAAAUUGGCCAACUUGCGCCGCAUGUUAACUCAUUCCAUGCAGACUGAUCUCAGCCACAUGAGAAGGGAGAACUGCACCCAAGUGUACCUGCCAAAAGAUGCUGGCACCCAGACUAAGCGUGACAACUCAAGCAAUGUACCCAAACCCCAGAUUUUCUUGAAAGGUCUCCGAGGAGGAUCAUCUCCCACUACUCGUAUGGUUGCAGUAGACUUAACAAGACCACUGGAUGAAACUUAAGUGAAAAUGAGAAACCUGAAGCUGCAUCUUGAAUGUGUAUAUAAAAAUCCCUGAAUAUAUGUGAAUUUAGACACUAAAGAUUUUGCUGUGUCUGUUGAUUACAGGAACAGUUGGUCUGUUUUGUUUAUCUUAUCUGUAGGGACUGCUGACUGGCAUUAAAUGACAGAAGUGAUAAGCCUGAAGCACAGAUUUUAAAUAGCAGUUUAGAAUCAAGAUGUUCCCAAGGACUUUCACUUCCAACAUUUAAAUAUGUAGCAUUCUGGGAUUUUACUGAAGUUUUAAUGCAACAAUUUGCUUGUUGAAAUACUGUCUUUAAGUGAAAAAACUUACCCUAGGAGAGUCACUCAAAUGCAACAGCUCCAGCCUUAGAGCAGAAUUGUCAAGAAGGCAAAACCAACAAAAUGAAACCAGUCUGGGUCUUUGGGCCUGUCUGCUUGUGCUGGCAUUAACCCAACCCAAUGAGUGCAGACCAAGGCUGGGAGGUUGAGAAGAGGGCUUCUGUCUUGGGUGGUUCUGGCACCUUUUUAGGUCUCUAGCAAUUUCUUGGCUAAACAGUGUACUGGUGAGCACACUGCAAACCAUAGGAACUUGACUUCAGGGGACCUUUUUGAAAGCUGUUUUGCUUGUGUUUGAAAAACUAAAGCACAACAGAGAAAAAGUUUUCAGCUUUAUGUCACUGUGGCAAAGAAUUAUGUGCCAGGUCUGAUCAAUGCAACUGCAGAUGGUAUUUCUGUUUGUGAAAACACAAAUUAUUUGAGCUUCAGGAUGAAACAUCUUCUCAAAUGGAAAUGGGGUACUUUAAAACUGAGAUUUUUUUGAUGACAAUAAAGACUUCCUCAAGCUGCUGUCUGCACAAUGUCCAGGUGCACAACUGUGAUUGCAAAGGGCAUGCUAAGGUUUCUAAAUAUCUUUUUUUUGUGUGUGCAUUGUGAUGCAGUGUGGUUUCCUGGCUCGUAGCUAGACAAGAUUGUGACAAUGAAGAUUCAAGCUGCUGAGUGAUUUUUCUGUGGCAUUGUGCAGGAUAGCACUCUCUUGUUGUUUUCCAGGGUAUUUGGUUUCACUUUUAAAAGUUUCUCAACAGGGACUAAUCCCCAAAGCAUUAUUUAAAAAAAUCAAAGGAGUGUGAGGGGAGCACUAAGAAAGAACUUUGCUAAAUUGUUUUUGACUACAUGAUUUUCUCUGUUGGGAAAAUAAACUAAGCAGCAGCAGCUAGAUGUGCUGCUCCUCCAUGUUUUUAAAUUAUG